GUGGAAGUGUAUGGUUCCGUUGAGUUUUUGCAAACGAGCCGCAUUUCCAGUGAAUCAAUUUGAAAUUCCCUCGAAACGUUAUGUCGACAAACGACGUCAACAGCGACGACAAUUUCUUGCCAUCGCACGAAAUGUGAUCUUUAACGUCGGCAAGAGGCCAACAAAAUUGAAUAAAAUAAAAGGCAAACACUCAAACAUACACACAGACGCUGCAAGCACAUGCACACAUUGACAUUUCAGAUGGGUACACACUACACACACACACAAACACAGAGAGAUAGAGCAACCGAGCGAGCGAGCGAGCAUAUACAAUAAAUCGACCAUCAUCAUUGUAUACUCGGAUGCAUAUGGCGAUCUAUUUCAUACGGUGUGUACUUAUGUGCACAUAAUUUUUGUCCUUCGUUCCAUUCCGAUCGAAGUGAAGUGAAGUGAAGAGAAGAGAAUACCGAGCGCAAAAAAAAAACGUAACGUCAACGGAUCAAUUGUGUUUGCUACUGCAUUCAUUCCGAUUCAUACAGUGCAGCAAAAAUGUACGCUGAACACGAAUCGAGAAAAAGAAGAAGAAGAAGGAGGAGAACAAAAAAUAAAUAUGCUAUUAACUCCUAGAAAAAUGCUGCACUGGAAUAGCUGAAUAACAUACAACAACAACAGCAGCAGUAAACACAUCAAGUACAUUAACAUUUAUAUUUCAAUGCAGCACAUAUACAGUGUCAGCAGUAUGUAUACAUAUGCUCACUGCUGCUUACGGCCUAAUGCGAUUGCGUGUGUAUGUGUGUUUCUCAGUAUAUAUGAUACGUAGUCCCCUAUGUUAGAAAGUUCGUUUUUUUUUCUUCGUAAUUAUGAUAUUUAAUGGAUGAACGAUUAAAUAUGAAAAAGUAUUUCAAAGUAUUCACAUAUCGUUGAAAGUUUGAAAAUAACAACAACAAAAGCUGAUGAGAUUGAGAGAGAGUGAGAGAGAGAAUGAAAAAUGCAUUCAAAAAAUGCCAUUAAAAUGAAUAAUAACAAAGUUCAACAAAUAUAUAUGCAUCAUAACAGAAAAAAACGGCUGAAUAAAUAAAUAAAAAAGAAGAAGAAGAAGAAGGUUGACAUAACACAUCCCCUAUCAUUAAUUUGUCGUUUUUAUUUAUUCAGCUGAAACACCGAUUCGAAAUCUACAUUUUCCCAAAUAAAUUUAACCACUGCCGCCAUCUCUGAACAUAAAUGUGAAGCGAACGAGACAUUUGUGACUUUUCAUACGGUGCAGCUGCUUUCAAAUGUGUUUCUGCUUCAAUUCCUCAAUUCUCUUUGUUCUUUUAUCACAAGGAAAGCACUCGAUGUGCUCAACGGAAAUGAUUCGAACAAAUUUUUUGGGCAAUUUUUGUGAAAUAAAAGAAAAAACAUUAUGAAAAACAAAAUGAAAAUCGUAAAAAAGUGAUCAAAAAAGUAUGACCAAAUCUCCAAUAAUCACCAAAAUUCAACGUAAAUCAUUCAAAUAUGGGGGAUUCAACUUAAACAUUGCAUUCAACGAACAUACCCGAAAAUUUUUCAUUGUGGCAACUGAACCCGCCGUCGCUCUCUCAUAAGAUACAAUAUGAUUGUUUUGACUAUUCAACUCCGGUUCAGAAUCAUCCGGUUAACACAUCCAUUCUCUCUAUCUGUGCAUACUAACACAUUCAAAAACGCCACUACGAACGGUCACGAUUUUUCAAUCGAUGUGCACGAGUGUAAGCGGGAUAAAAAGAUAUAAACCGAAACCAUAAUAGAUUCCGUCAGAUAGAAAACUAUGAAGUUUUCUAGACAAAACGAUAAAAAGAGAGACCGAAAAAAGGGAGUGAAAGAGCAAACAAGAACGAUAUCGCAUACACAUAUUGUGUGUGGUGUGCAAACGCAACCGGAGAAUUGUAUAUACACAAAAAAAAGCCAGCCUAGAACGGCUCUAAAAAACAAUGUUCGCAACAGCAGAAGCAGCAGCAGCAGCCAAUAGUUUAAGGUUUUAAUACACACAUUCCAUGGUUUCGGUGUUCGGAACGAGAACAAAACGAAAUAUAAAGGCAAAUAUACACACGAAUAAAAAUAACGAAGUUCAAUUGCGUAUUGUUGACAUUCAUAUUGACACAUUCAACGUUUAAAAAAAUUUUUUUAUUCGAAUACAUUACUGUUUUCGAUGUUUCUGUUUUUUGUUUUCAUCAUCUAAAUAAACGAACAAAUAUUUCAAAAAAAAAACAACAAAAUCGUAAUGUGAAAUUGUUAAGUGUAUCAGAGAAAUUUUCGGAAUAAGAAUGUUAUAAAGUGGUUUUGUUUUUUUUUCUUCGGUUGGGCGUUUGUGAUUGAAUUUCAAGAGAACAUAGAACAUUCUACCAAAAGGUGUACCGGGUAUAACAACAACAACAUAAAAAAAGGAUUUCGAAAUGUAAAGAAACGUGUCAAAUUCUCGAACAAAACAAAAUUAAUCGAAAUUUUAUGGAAAUUGUGCGAAUUUCCCAUGUAUGGUUGAGUUUGAACGCCAAAUAUUACCCAUUCAUGGAUGGUAAAUGAUCUCAAGAAUAUGAUCAGUGUUUGUUCGCCUACGAAAAAAAAAUACCUUUACGCAUCCAAAUGGACAACAAAAUAAACAAUAAACUAUGAAUGCCCCAGCUCUGAAUGAGAGCACGGAGCUCUGAAUGAGAGUGAAAACGGUAAAAUCAUAUUUUGUUGGGUAAAGAGCACGAAAGUACACGCACACGGUGUGUGUGUGAGAGAGUGUAGUUUUUCUUUCGUUACCCGCCAAAAUCAAUGUGUGUCCGCCUGAAUGGUGAUCGAAUCGUGUUAGAGAGACCAUUGAAGAGACAACAUUCGUAGUGGUACGUGCGUGCGUUGCCGAUAGAGGCUAGAAACAAAUAAAACAACAGAAAACGGGAAAGACAACGCAAAAACAGAGCGAGAAUUGAGAGGGAAAAAGUGUCAUUUGUUCGCGCAUUCGAGUAUAUUUAUCCUGACCAUACACAUUGCAUCUAUCGAUUGAACCUGUUUGAAAUUAUACGGAGGGAGUUCAAGUACGCGUACUCAUACCGCGCUCUGGUUGGUCGGAGAGAUCGAGACACAGACAAAGAUAGAUGAGUCAAGUUUUUGAUAAUUUCGGUACGUGCAUUCAUAAUGGAUGAUUUUCAAUUGUUUGAUGGUGCACGAAGAACGGAUUCAACACGAACCACCCAUAAUCCAGAACCGAAAUUCUACGCAGACUUAAGCAUAUUUGCGUGAAUGCGAUUGUCAUUUCAUCAAGAAAACAGAGACGAAGUAGAAGAAUAACAACUAGACAACAUAAUCAUCCAGUGACGUAUUUAUUUGUGACAAAUAUCGAAAUAAUAUGCCUUGGUGGACGUGCUUCAAUUGCGCCAGCAAGACAACACAAACCAAUUGUAAUGACGUUUUCGUCUUGGAUUACGCACAUCAUUCGCUUCACGAUGUACCGGCCGAUGUAUUUCAAUACGAAAGAACGCUGGAAGAACUGUAUCUUUCAUCGAAUCGGAUCACCGAAUUGCCGAGACAAUUGUUCCUGUGCCACGGACUGAAAGUGUUGGAUCUCAGCGAUAAUGAUCUAUCAUCAAUACCAACGGCCCUUUCAUCAUUGACCAACAUGAGAAAAAUCAAUUUAGCACGAAACUCCUUGAUUCGACUCACCGAUUCGAUAAUCGCGUGCAAAUCGUUAACAUUUUUGGAUUUAAGUAUAAACAGUUUGGAGAAGCUUCCAGAUGCCAUAACCAGUUUAUUUGGGCUCGAAGAGCUCUAUUUGAAUGAUACAUUUUUAGAGUAUUUACCGGCUAAUUUUGGUCGACUAACCAAUUUACGCAUACUCGAAUUACGUGAUAAUAAUUUGAUAACACUGCCAAAGUCCAUGAAUCGUUUGCAGUGCUUGAAACGGCUUGAUAUUGGCAACAAUGAAUUUACCGAAUUGCCCGAGGUGAUUGGAAGUUUGACGGCGUUGAAUGAAUUGUGGGUUGAUGGAAAUCGUAUACGACGCUUCAAUUGCAAUGUAUCGAAUUUGAAAGAACUGGUGCAUUUCGAUGCAAGUAAUAAUUUAAUACAAUAUCUACCGACGGAGAUUGGCAGCUGGCAACGAUGUCAGGAAUUGUGUUUGUCGGCCAAUGAAAUUGAAGAGUUGCCAUUUUCCAUUGGAAUGAUGAAAUCAUUGAUUGCAUUGAAAAUGGAUGAGAAUCAAUUGCAAGAAUUACCCGAUUCAAUAUGCGAAAUGGAAAGUCUCGAAGAGCUGAUGGUCAGCCAUAAUGAUUUAUUCAAAUUGCCCAGCACCAUUGGACUGAUGCGUCGACUGAGAUUUUUAACAGCCGAUGAGAAUUUGAUUCGAUCGUUACCGAACGAAAUUUGCAGUUGCUCCAGUCUGACAAUACUGAGUGUGCGUGGCAAUAAAUUGACAAAAAUCCCGGUAGACAUUGGCCGCCUGACACAAUUACGUGUUCUGAAUAUUGUCAAUAAUUUCUUAAGCAAUUUACCAGUGACCAUACUGAAUUUAACACAAUUGUCCGCCCUGUGGAUAUCCGACAAUCAGAGUCAACCGUUAAUGCCUUUACAAAAAGAAUUCCACAAAGAGUCGCAAUGUUUUUAUUUGACCUGUUACCUAUUGCCGCAAGUGUACACUACAAAUGCAACGCCAACACCAAAUGCACCGCCAUCCACAUCAACGGCACCGGAUAGUAAUUAUGAUUAUUAUGCACCAUCGACCUGUGAUACAAAUUCGCAAACAAAUAUGCAUAUCGCUGCCUUAGAGAAUCUAUCGUUGGCUGCCAUUGCACAGCAGAAGCGAAAACGAAAUAUUUGCUUUGCAUCCGAUCCACCACAAGAGAUUGCACCAAAUUUGAGGCUAAUGCGUUCACCGACACCAUAUCCCAAAGAAUUGCGAAUGAUGCAAGCCAAAUUCGCGGCCAAUAAAAUGCAACACCAGCAAAUCCAUAUGCAACGGCAUGCACAACAACAAGAGAAUGGCACAAAUAAUCUCGACAAACAUAGUAACACGAAACCGUUGAACACGAUGAACACGGAAAAUAUUAUGAAUAUGCAAGCACAACAGCAGCAGCCGCCGCCGCCGCAGCAGCAGCAGCAGCAAGCGACCAGUUCGAAUGAUUUUGAUGCCGCAAACCAUUUGCAUGGCAUGCCACCGAUGAUGAACAACAUCGGAAACGACAUGACCAUCGGCAAUAUGAGCGUACCAAAUAUCAAUAUGAACAAUGUUCCAAAUGCAAACAUCAAUAUGAAUCUUUCAAAUGCAAAUGUCAAUAUCAGCGUGCCCAAUAUGAAUCUAGCGAAUAUGAGCAUACAAUCGCGUCAACAUUUACCGCCACUUAAUCAGCCACAUCAACCGCUCGAAUACAACAAUGUUUCACGACAAUUUCCAUCCAAUCCGAAUGCCUACGGUGACAUGUACCGAAGUGACAGCCGAAUGCAAACACCAAUCAUGCAUAGCACCGGCAUUAACAAUGACUUAGUUCAGUAUGAUUCCAUGAACGCCGUGCGACGAAAUGCAUCCGGUUUUCCCGAAUCUGACACCGUCGAUUAUAAUGACGAAGAAAAUGGCCUACCAAAUAAUGAUAUCAACCAACAGCAACAUCAAUCAUAUCAUACAACCCAUCCAUACGAUACGAAUUCGAUUGAUGAUGACAGUGAUUUGAAAACCAACCAUCAUCUUCAGUCGUAUCCAGUCGUACCAAUGGACACCGAAACCAAUCACAACAACAUCCAUUUGGAUACACCGCAGCAACAACCGCCACCGUAUCACAUAGCUAAGGCGUUUACGAAAAAAACCAAACAAGAUUUACUCAUUUACGAUAUCUAUCGAAAUAACUAUCAGCAAAAUGUAACCAAAUCAAUGGAUCAACCGGAUCAUCCAGAUAAUUCGUUGUCAACGCAAGAUGCCAGCGAAAGCAAUUCGACCAUAAGCAAUUCAUUCAAUAUCGUUGAUUCGGACAACAAUGAAAUCAACACAAAUGAAACCAUCAACCAUAGCCGUAACGAUUCGUUGUUGCAAUCGAAAACACCGUGGCUCUUUGGCGAACAUAAAAAUCCAACUGUGAUGCAAUUGAGUGUUCCGAAAGUUUCAAGUGAUAUUGGAUUUAAGAUCGUUAAACAUUUAAAUCAGGGAAUAUUUAUAAGUGAUGUGGAAAAGCAUUCAUCGGCGUACGGUAAACUGAGUGUGAGGGAUAAAAUUUUGGAUGUUGAUGGCGUUGAUUUCAGCCGAAUAUCAUUGGUCGAUGCAGAAACGGUUCUAUCGAAUGCUGGAUCAGUGAUGAAUAUCAUGAUAUCGCGUGAUAAAUGAACAUUCUUUGUUGUAAAAGUAAACAACAACAACAACAAAAACUACUACCAAUUAUUUGAGCAAUAGCGUUAUUUCUACGUGUUUCCGAAUACCAAUUUUUUCACACACAUACACGUUCAAUUGUACAAUGCUAAUAACUUAAAUCGAUGAGACUAAUUUUUUUUUUUUGCAUUAUAAUGAUUUUUUUUUUUCAUAGAAAUUCAAUUCGUAGCAAGUAAAAAAACAAAGAUUUUUUUUUUGUACGAAAUUGCAUAAAAACCCGAAGCAAAGAUUUAGCUUCACUGCAUUGAAUAUAACCAAUUUUUUUUCUUCACCCUCUCUCUCUCUUCCUCUCUCUUACAUGUGAAUAGUUCGAAAUUUAAAUUAAAAGUAAAUUAAAUUAUCAA
Messenger RNA from Sitodiplosis mosellana (orange wheat blossom midge), 6666 nucleotides. RefSeq names its product protein lap1 (gene Lap1). The transcript has 8 exons. The record is from RefSeq and is a predicted model, not a curated record. Gene Ontology annotation, molecular function: protein binding. NCBI's taxonomy places the organism in Eukaryota, Metazoa, Arthropoda, Insecta, Diptera, Cecidomyiidae. Gene Ontology annotation, biological process: neurotransmitter receptor transport postsynaptic membrane to endosome; neurotransmitter receptor transport, endosome to postsynaptic membrane. Gene Ontology annotation, cellular component: adherens junction; postsynaptic density; postsynaptic membrane. The coding region runs from base 3323 to 6280 and encodes 985 amino acids.